AUGCCAAAAAAGGCCGACAAGUCUGGUGCUACUUCGCAUCCUGGCUAUGAAGAGCGACUGCGGAACGCGCCGGGACUGGCAGAGGUGCUGGUCAUCCUCAAGGAGGCUUCGGCCACAAAGAGUGAACAGUCUAGAAGUUUCUUCUUUCAAGCACUCAGUGUGCUAGCUCAAAAGGCGGCUGCGACAAGUGCAGCCAGUGCAGACUGCAAAGUGGCAGCUGUCCAACAAGGAGAAUGGCUCUUGGAGUCGUGCUCCAAGCUGGAUGGUGGCAAACCGCAGGAGAGUGCGGUGACUUCGAUGGUGCGGGUUUGCUGUGCCUGUGGAGCUCAAGACAAAGCGCUGAAAUUGGUUGCAGAAGCUCAGGCUAAGGGCGUCAAGCCGCGCUUGCGAACCCUUUCCGCAGUGCUGCUCCAGGCCUCUGAAGCAGGUGACCAUGGUCUCUGUGAGAAUGUCUGGGCGCAGCUGCCGAGCCUGGGACUGGAGCCACAAGACUCUGAGUUUGCCAUAAUGUUGCGGACAUUCCGUGGAGAACCGAAGCGCUUCCUCCUCAGGACUAGGCCGAUUAAAGUAUCCCAGUUUUGCCAUGUUCUCCUUGGCAUUCCCACAGAUCGCAUCAUUUCAAAUCAGUGUGAGGUCAAUACGCUUUGCUACGGCAGCUGA
Molecule: messenger RNA, 660 nt
Organism: Cladocopium goreaui
Lineage: Eukaryota; Dinophyceae; Suessiales; Symbiodiniaceae
Source: the annotation of a GenBank genome assembly